This is a messenger RNA of Nematostella vectensis (starlet sea anemone), 2524 nucleotides long. Its product is annotated as alpha-2A adrenergic receptor. The transcript is spliced from 3 exons. Gene Ontology annotation, biological process: G protein-coupled receptor signaling pathway. Gene Ontology annotation, cellular component: membrane. NCBI's taxonomy places the organism in Eukaryota, Metazoa, Cnidaria, Anthozoa, Actiniaria, Edwardsiidae. Gene Ontology annotation, molecular function: G protein-coupled receptor activity. The coding region runs from base 1002 to 2036 and encodes 344 amino acids. The record is from RefSeq and is a predicted model, not a curated record.
GGUGUUUACACGGAACCGUGUAAAUUCUUUACACGAAUACGAAUUUUUUACCUGUACCGUGUAAAAAGAGUUUUUUUAAGCCGGGCGUACUGUACAAAAUUCAUAGCAAAAAAAGCUAACGACUAAAACAGCUAACGACUCAUUAAUUCGUGGUUGGUCCGUCGUUUCUUCGAACGUGUUAACGAAGUAUAAGCCAAUCAGCAGUCAGUUAACAGACUUUUUUUAAUAACGUUUGUCUAAAUAUUGAAGCGAUUAGGAUGAAAUGAGAAAGCAUAUUGCAUUUUUCCAUAUCUUUUUUUAUCACGGUUGGAUACUUUAAUAUUUGAACACUGAUCUAUAUUUUUAUUCAUUUUGUAAAUAGUUAAGAAAAAAAAGGAAUUGAGAAACUCGUAAAGUGUUUAAAAUGCUAAUGAAACGCAGACAGCUGUGCUAAGUAAGCUUGCUUUCUCCCUAAAACGUUUGAGAAAUAAUUGACCGACACCCAUACACAAGAAAAACAUAGCAAGGUGCACGAGGGAGGGGGUCGGACGUGAACAAUAAACCACAAAGAAGACUUGCGAGAAACAGUGGAAAUAAAAAAAACGUUUAGGAAAUGCAAUUAUGUAAGAACGUAACGACAAAGCGAAAAGUGGCUGAAAUUAUCACGUUAACACCGACAAGAAGAUUGCCAAUAAAGCGGCAUUUCUCAACCAAGACGCGAUGUCAAAAGGAAUGAGAUCUUUAGUGGAAGGUAUGGGAAGGAACUAGAGAAUUCUACGAACGCGCUUAUCCAGCGAGGGCUGUCUCUUGAUGGAAGUAAAGGACAAUUCAGAAAACAGGUGAAAAAAGCAAUUUACACAGCGCUCGAUAUUAAUUGGCCAACUCUAGUUGACACAAACUUACAGAUAACAAACAAACAAGAAAUUGUGGGAAGCAAUACAAGGGUAAUUCAAAAGCGGAAACAUCAAACCAAAGUCAAAACUCAUAAGAGUCAUCAAGUUGAUCAUAUUUGAGUUAGUAAAAUGAGUCAAGGCACAGUAGACCAGCUCGCUCAAGAUCUCGCAAAUAGACCUCUCGUAGCUGUAACUAUCGAAACAAGCUUGCUGCUCUUGAUAGCUCUUACGGCAUUCGUGGGAAACCUGUCUGUCUUGUACGUGUUAUACAAAGUACCCCGUCUCCGCAGUGUGACGAGUUAUUACCUGGUGACCCUCUCGUUGUCAGACGUCUUUGCAGCCACCCUUGUGAUGCCUAUCGCGGCGACAAACUCUGCACUUGGUCGAGAUGUGUUUGGAGACGCUGCGUGCCAGAUAAUCGGAUUCAUCGGUUACACGCUCGUGUUUGGCUCGCUCCAGACCACCACUCUGAUCGCAGUUAAUCGUUUUUUCUGUGUCGUCAAACCAAUCCUCUACCGAAAGUAUUUCAAGUCGAAGCCAACGAUUCUUAUGAUUGUGGGUGCUUGGACAUUCAGCAUCGCAAACGUCGGUGUGGUCGUCGCAAGUGGAAUGGCACGAUUCAAGUUCUUUCCUGGUCGUUACUGCUGUAUGCUGUCAUUUCCAAACUCUCUCUCUGAGAAGUUAUUCACGGCGUUUGCGCAGCUAAUGUUCAGUGUAUUUCCGACCACCAUUGUCGGUUUGUGUUACUGGAAGGUCUUCAAAGUGGUUAAAAUUCAUAACGAGAAUGUCUCCUCGACGCUGAACCAAGGUCCCGGCAAUAGAUCGCUACCACGGGACGAGACGCAGAUUACCAAGUCCGUUCUUGCGUUAGUGUGCGGGUUCGUUGUGUGCUGGUUCCCUUGUGCGACCGUUUCACAGAUCUCUGCCUACAUGUUUGUACCGCGAGGUGUUGAAAUGCUCUUCAUUUUCCCUGCGUUCCUUUCAAGCGCUGUUAACCCAAUAGUUUUUAACGUGUUUAAUAAGCCGUUCCGUCAGGAGUUCCUGAGAGUCUUUAGACUCGACAGGAAAGAAGUUCGUGUGGUGACAGUGAAUCCUAUGUCUAGUGUAGGUCACCCAGGAAGUAUAACGAACGAGUCCACUCAACAAACCGCUUUACGGCGAUAGUUCACAAGGAGUGAACUUGCCCUAUGUUUAGUGUAGGUCACCCAGGAAGUAUAACGAACGAGUCCACUCAACAAACCGCUUUACGGCGAUAGUUCACAAGGAGUGAACUUGCCCUAUGUUUAGUAUAGGUCACCCAGGAAGUAUAACGAACGAGUCCACUCAACAAACCGCUUUACGGUGAUAGUUCACAAGGAGUGAACUUGCCCUAUGUCUAGUGUAGGUCACCCAGGAAGUAUAACGAACGAGUCCACUCAACAAACCGCUUUACGGUGAUAAUCCAACAAAGGGUGGAAUCUGUAUUAGUUAUGGCACAAACUGCAUUUGACAGGCGAGGACUGUCGAUUUGGAAAGGACUGUAGAUAAAGAAAGAUGUCCCCCCCCCCAAUACUGUACACAUAACAAAAAACGAAGCUGCCUGCGUGAAUAAAAUGAGUUUGUGCCCUGUAUUCCAUCCGUCUUAUAUAACUAAUAAAAAAACAUGACACAGU